Molecule: messenger RNA, 4633 nt
Organism: Pelobates fuscus (common spadefoot toad)
Lineage: Eukaryota; Metazoa; Chordata; Amphibia; Anura; Pelobatidae
Gene: DPP8
Product: dipeptidyl peptidase 8
Exons: 20
Coding region: 91-2757 (888 amino acids)
Biological process (GO): proteolysis
Molecular function (GO): dipeptidyl-peptidase activity; serine-type peptidase activity
Source: RefSeq, a predicted model, not a curated record
CUGGGUCUGGGAGGGAGUGGGAGCAGCCAAGUCAUAAUAACCGGGAGAGAGCUGAGCUGGCCCCGGCCGCUGAGACUUGCUGCAGACCCCAUGCUAGGAUGCAACAUGGCAGCAGCUAUGGAAACAGAACAAGUUGGGGUAGAGGUAUUUGAAUCUGCAACUGGCCAUGGGAGCGCAGAGUCUAGUGGAGCCGAUGCCACUCCUGAACCAUUUUAUGUGGAACGCCACUCAUGGAGUCAGAUGCGCAAGUUGCUUGCUGACACAAGGAAGUACCAUGGAUUCAUGAUGGCAAAGGCACCUCACAGCUUUACAUUUGUGAAACGAAAUGAUCCUGAGAGUCCUCACUCUGAUCGCAUGUAUUAUUUGGCAAUGUCUGGAGAGAACAGGGAAAAUACCUUGUUCUACUCUGAGAUUCCGAAAAACAUAAAUCGGGGAGCGGUCCUAAUGCUGUCGUGGAAACCACUUCUAGACACAUUCCAGGCUACUCCAGAUUAUGGCAUGUAUUCCCGUGAGGAAGAGCUGCUUCGGGAGAGGAAACGCAUUGGCACUGUGGGCAUAUCUGCCUUUGAUUACCAUGUGGAGAGUGGGACCUUCCUAUUCCAGGCUGGCAGCUCUAUCUAUACAGUGCGCGAUGGGGGUACAUGCGGGUUCACGAAGCAGCCACUGCAGCCUCAGUUAGUGGAGAGCAGCUGUCCUAAUAUCCGCAUGGACCCCACCCUCUGUCCUGGAGACCCCAGCUGGAUUGCCUUUGUUCACAGCAAUGACCUCUGGAUAGCUAAUAUUGAGAGUGGAGAGGAGCGCAGGCUGACAUUUGUGCACAAAGAUUCAGCCAGGGUGGAGGAGGAUGCAAGCUCUGCUGGUGUUGCUUCCUUCGUGCUUCAGGAGGAGUUUGAUCGCUAUACUGGGUUCUGGUGGUGUCCACGUAACGAGAAAACUUCAUCUGGUGGUCAGAUAUUGCGCAUUCUCUACGAGGAAAAUGAUGAGUCAGACGUGGAAAUAAUUCAUGUCACCUCUCCAAUGUUGGAGACUCGAAGGACUGAUUCAUUCCGUUACCCCAAAGCGGGUACCUCAAACCCUAAAGUAACAUUUAAGCUGUCUGAGAUUAUUGUGGAUGCAGAGGGCAGAGUUCAGGAUGUGGUGGACAAAGAACUUAGGCAACCUUUUGAAGUGUUGUUUGGAGGCAAUGAAUACAUUGCCAGAGCUGGAUGGACUCCUGAUGGAAAGUAUGCCUGGGCCAUCCUGCUUGAUCGCCUUCAGACUCGUCUACAGAUUGUUCUCAUCCCACCAGCAUUAUUCAUCAAUUGCUACACAACUUCUCCGGAUCACCCACUCCUGUUUGACUCCUUGCCAGAUAAUGGGACUCCACUCAUAAUAUAUGAGGAGACAACAGAUAUCUGGAUUAACAUUCAUGAUAUUCUUCAUUUCUUCCCCCAAACUCGGGAUGAUGAGAUCCAAUUCCUUUUCGCCUCAGAGUGCAAGACUGGAUUCCGCCACCUUUACCGAAUCAUUAGCAUAUUGAAAGCCGGUGGUACCGGUAGAGGAGGGGCUGACUCCCUGGGACUCUGUGACUUCCGAUGCCCAAUAAAACAGGAAAUGGCUGUUACCAGCGGAGAAUGGGAAGUCCUGGGGCGACAUGGAUCCACUAUUCGUGUUGACGAAGUAAACAAAUUGGUGUAUUUUGAGGGCACAAAGGACACACCUUUAGAACACCACCUGUAUGUUGCAAACUACGAGACGCCAGGAGAGGUUACCAGACUCACAGACCUGGGUUACUCCCACUCUUGCUGCGUCAGCAAGCAUUGCGACAUGUUCAUUAGCAGAUACAGCAGCCAGACCCUCCCGCACUCUGUUCAUCUAUUCCGUCUGACAGGCACUGGAUCUGAUGCGUUCCAGAGGGACAAGGAAUUCUGGGCCACACUUUUAGAGUCACCAGGAACACUACCUGGAUACAUUGCCCCAGAGAUAUUCUCCUUCCCUAGUCGGACAGGUUUUACUUUGUACGGGAUGAUGUAUCGACCUCAUCAGUUGCAACCAGGCAAAAAAUAUCCAACAGUUCUUUUCAUAUAUGGGGGACCUCAGGUCCAGCUAGUAAACAAUCGAUUCAAGGGAGUGAAGUAUUUCCGCCUCAAUACUCUAGCUUCACUGGGGUAUGUUGUAGUUGUCAUUGACAACCGGGGCUCUUGUCAUCGUGGACUGAAGUUUGAAGGUGCCUUCAAAUAUAAGAUGGGUCAAGUGGAAAUAGAUGACCAAGUGGAAGGGCUGCAGUAUCUGGCUGCUAAAUACCGGUUCAUUGACCUGGAUAGAGUGGGGGUCCAUGGAUGGUCUUAUGGAGGUUAUCUGUCCCUUAUGGCCCUUAUUCAGAGACCUGAUAUAUUUAAGGUGGCCAUUGCAGGAGCUCCUGUGACUCUCUGGAUCUUCUAUGAUACAGGAUAUACUGAGCGGUACAUGGGUCACCCAGACCAAAAUGAGCAUGGCUACUACCUUGGAUCUGUGGCCAUGCAGGCUGAAAAGUUCCCAUCUGAGCCUAACCGCUUGCUCCUCUUACAUGGCUUCUUAGAUGAGAAUGUGCACUUUGCUCACACAAGCAUUCUGCUCAGCUUCCUUGUACGCAGUGGGAAACCAUACGACCUGCAGAUAUAUCCUCAAGAACGUCACAGUAUCCGGGUACCUGAAUCAGGAGAACAUUAUGAACUACAUCUCCUCUACUACUUGCAGGAAAAUUUGGGUUCCCAAAUAGCAGUAACCAAAUCUUUAUGAGAUGGUUAGGGUAUAUGGGUCUUGCAGCCCUACAGCUGCCAGCAGAGUUGGACACCUGCUGGCCUUGCGUACCUAGCCUGUUUCGAGGUAGGCUAUCAGAGAAGAGGGAAUCAUAGGACUUAAUCCAUACUGUGCUCAUAGAUAUUCCAACAGUGUUUCUUUGGACAUUCAAGGGAUAAUCUGUGCUCAUGACAGCACUAAAUCAGAUUUCCAUCUAGCGGGAGAGUAACUUUCCACCUCACCCUCCCCAUACAUCUUUAAAUAGGUGCCAUUGUGUGGUCACUGAUCUCCUUUGAUCAAUUAUGAAACCAUGAGGGUGGCUUUUUUGCUUUUUUUUUUUUUUUUUUUGUGGCAUGCUUCAGAACAUGCAUAAAGAAAAUCACAGCCACACAAAUAACAACACACUCAAUACAUAUGAAAAGAGACUUGUACAUACCACCUGAAAAAGACACAAACCCGAUAUUUGCUCGCUUUGUUCUGAUGGCCUAGACUUACUGUCACUGGGCAGAAGUUGUAAUUUUUAAUUUUAUUUUUUUCCUUUUGUCAUGUUUUUAUUUAUUUGUGGAUCAUGCUGUUCAACCAGGUGCACAUUUUGGAGUGCCUUCCAGAUUCAUCUCUCUGGCCCCUUCCUGUUUACUUCUGCUGACUGUUUUGGCAAAUUGAGUACCAAUGCAUGGGUUUUUGAACCACGUAAAUCUGUUACCGUUGCUGUUGGUUAUCAUUCACCAUUGUCCAUCAGGUGCUUUGCUUUCUGAAUGAGCAAUGCGUUAAAUCAAAACAAGUUUCAAGAAGAGAGGUGAGCAUGUUGGUUUCUUAUUAAUGGCUGCCAGACACCCUCUGCAAUUCUGCAGAGAAAAGGCUACACUCAAGCUUGAGCUCCUACUCCCUAGGCUUUUUCACCUCCUUUAUGCCGCACUUUUUCUUUAAAUUCCUGAUAGUGCCAGGGUUCCACCCUAGAGGUGGCUUACAUAAGUCAACCUUUUUCAAAGCACUUUAUAAUGGAAAGGUGCUAUCUUAACUGCUACUUGAAGAUUUUAUUAGAUUGUUUGCAAUUUAGAUUUUCAUAAACCCACCCUGUCUGCAGUAAACCUUUACUUGCAGUCUGGGUUUGCAGUGAUCGACGACCAAGUGCUGCAGGAAAUGGGAUUUCUCAGACCAUAAAUCCUCCUGGAAUUGUAUCUCAGGCUUGUAUUUGCAGGGUGCAUCCUCUGUUACAUUUCUUUGUGCAAUGAGAAAUCGGAAUUUUAAUGCUGACCGUGUUCCAAGAAAUGAUAGAUCAUGGCAUCUAUUUUGAACACACAAACCUUUCCCCAGGAAAAAGCACCACUCAGAGUUAGGAUCUGCAAGGGAGCCUGUAACAUGUUGGGAUUCAUGGUUAGUCUGCCUGGCAUCUGUUUCAACAGCAAUCUACCCCUCUAGAAAUAAGGAAUCGAAGUCAAUGAAUCCAAACUCCCUGCAGCUGCUCUUCCAGGUGCAUUAAUUUUCAUACAUGAAGGCUAGGCUAAUAUGAAUUUCUUGGCACAGAAGAAAAACACAUUGACUCGAAAGGCCUGGUAACUUCCCGUGUGUUAAUUAUCAUGAACAUAGACAUCCUCCUCUACAGGAUUGUAUGUCUGCUGCUGAAUUUUUACAUUUGGCUAUGCCUGUUGAUUACAUGCCAUCGUACACAGGACCUCUGAGAAGAGGAAAUUACAACUCCGUUCCUAGAAGGUGCUGAAUUUGACUGAAUCCUGCUCAAGUUAAUGAUAAAGAGGAAAAUGCAUUCAAAUUCACAUUUUAGGAAUCAAAAUAGUGACCUAUAAUGACUUUAAAUUAUUUAACUUUAUAGUCAAUAUAUUUUGGCAACACCCAUACUUGUAGGCAUAUAUAUAUAUAU